Anastrepha obliqua is the source of this 4929-nucleotide messenger RNA. It is a transcript of the gene Toll-7, whose product is annotated as toll-like receptor 7. The transcript has a single exon. The coding region runs from base 229 to 4776 and encodes 1515 amino acids. Lineage: Eukaryota; Metazoa; Arthropoda; Insecta; Diptera; Tephritidae. Gene Ontology annotation, molecular function: protein binding. The record is from RefSeq and is a predicted model, not a curated record. Gene Ontology annotation, biological process: signal transduction.
GAAAUUGUUUUAAAAUUACAAAAAAAAAAAAUUAACAAAAAAAAACUAACCAACCGACAUUUAUGUGCAGAAUUACAAUUCACUACCAUGAAAGUAUCUAAAUGCAUUUAACCAAAGGCACCUAUUCGACCGCAACGCGUAGAAAGCGCAUAUCUAUGCAAGCGUUUAACUGUAUAAGUCACUAACAAAAACAAAAAACAAAAGCCGAGUAUUAAAUAAAACUAAAAAAUGUGUAAAUUAAGCAGACUACAAAUGCGCCUCUCUGUCAACUACAGCGCGUACACGUUCCUGCUACUAGCACACUUGCUGACCCAGGGCUUAGGUGGCGCUUGGGCACUCCACACUAAGGGCGCCAUCAGACCAGAGUCCUCCUAUGCACUCUCCUCGGAAGCUGCCUCAGCCAGCGCGGCCAGCAUGAUGGCCACCUCCAUGGCCGGUGCUGGUGCCGCUGCCACAGCAGGCGCUGGUGCUGCAUUAUCCUCCGCCUCCAACAACGACGAUGCUGCGAGUGCUUCAUCGGCCGCAGCAGCCGCCCAGCCACAGCCUACAAAUCAAUGUUCCUGGCAGUAUAAUGGCACCACAUCGGUACGCUGUAAUUUGCGCACCAUCGAACGGCAUAUUGCGCUCGAUUUGCAGGGAGCUGAUGGCACCAGUCAGUUGGAGAUCAAAUGCAGCGAAAUCUACCUCUUUGAAUCGCAAUUGCCACAGGCGGCAUUUGCACGUCUACAAACGUUGGAUGUGUUGCGUAUUGAUGGUUGCAAAUUGUUGCAAUUGCCGAAUAAUGCUUUUGAGGGACUGAAUGUGCUGCGUACGUUGGCGGUGAAUACGCGCAAUCCCGAUUGGGGACCUGGCAAAACGUUGGAAUUGUAUCCGGAUUCGUUGAAUAGCUUGAAGCAGCUGACCGAAUUGCAGUUGGGCGAUAAUAAUUUGCGCGCCUUGCCGGCUGGAUUUCUAUGCCCGGUGGGGAAUUUGCAGGUGCUCAAUUUGACGCACAAUCGCAUACGCUCUGCGGAGAAUCUCGGUUUCGCCGAUAUGAAUUGUAAUGGCGGUAGCGAGCUGCAAGUGCUAGAUGCGAGCUUCAAUGAGCUGCGCUCUGUGACCGAGAGUUGGGGUAUUUCGCGCUUGAGGCGGUUGCAACAAUUGAAUUUGCAACACAAUAAUAUUUCAGAGUUGUCGGGCGAGGCGUUGGCCGGACUGAGUUCAUUGCGUAUAGUUAAUUUGAGUAACAAUCAUUUAGAAACACUGCCCGAGGGGCUGUUUGCCGGCUCGAAAGAACUACGUGAAAUACAUCUGCAAAACAAUGAGAUUUACGAACUGCCAAAGGGUCUGUUUCACCGUUUGGAGCAAUUGCUGGUGGUGGAUCUGUCCGGUAAUCAGUUGACCUCGAACCACAUAGACAAUACCACCUUCGCUGGUCUGAUACGACUGAUUGUGUUGAACCUGGCGCACAAUGCGCUCACACGCAUCGACUAUCGCACUUUCAAGGAGUUGUACUUCCUGCAGAUUUUGAAUUUACGUAACAAUUCCAUUGGCCAUAUAGAAGAUAAUGCCUUUCUGCCACUCUAUAACUUGCACACCUUAAAUUUGGCUGAGAAUCGUCUGCAUACCUUGGAUGAUAAGCUUUUCAAUGGGUUGUAUGUGCUUUCAAAACUCACGCUCAACAAUAAUCUGAUCAGUGUAAUUGAGCCAAAUGUGUUUAAGAAUUGCUCUGACCUAAAAGAAUUGGAUCUGAGCUCUAACCAGCUUAACGAGGUACCGCGCGCUUUACAAGACCUCGCCAUGCUACGCACACUAGACUUGGGUGAGAAUCAGAUACGCACUUUCGACAAUCAGAGCUUCAAAAAUCUGCAUCAGCUGACAGGUUUGCGUCUAAUAGACAACCAAAUUGGCAACAUUACCGUGGGCAUGUUCGCCGACUUGCCACGUCUUAGCGUACUCAACCUCGCCAAGAAUCGCAUACAGUCCAUUGAGCGUGGUGCCUUUGACAAGAACUUCGAACUGGAGGCGAUACGCUUGGACCGCAACUUCCUGUCCGACAUCAAUGGCGUAUUUGCCACGCUAGUCUCGUUGCUGUGGCUGAACCUAUCGGAAAACCAUCUCGUUUGGUUUGAUUAUGCCUUCAUUCCAAGCAAUCUCAAAUGGCUGGACAUACAUGGUAACUAUAUUGAGGCGCUUGGCAACUACUACAAAUUGCAAGAGGAGAUACGCGUGAAGACGCUGGACGCCAGCCACAAUCGCAUCACUGAAAUUGGUGCCAUGUCUAUACCAAACACCAUUGAAUUGCUGUUCAUCAAUAAUAAUCUCAUCAACACUGUGCAUCCGAACUCCUUUGUGGACAAGGUCAAUUUGGCGCGCGUCGACCUCUACGCCAACGCGAUGUCUAAACUGCAACUUCAACAGUUGCGUGUUGCACCUGUUCAACCGGCCAAACCGCUGCCGGAGUUCUAUCUUGGCGGCAACCCAUUCGAAUGUGACUGCACCAUGGACUGGCUGCAACGUAUCAACAACCUCACCACACGCCAGCAUCCACGCGUCAUGGAUCUCACAAACAUUGAAUGCGUCAUGCCACAUGCGCGCGGUGCCCCCGUACGUCCACUUACCUCUCUCAAACCAAAGGACUUCCUCUGUCGCUAUGAAUCACAUUGUUUUGCUUUGUGCCACUGCUGUGAUUUUGAUGCCUGUGAUUGUGAGAUGACAUGCCCGAGCAAUUGUACCUGCUAUCACGACCAAAUCUGGUCGACCAAUGUGGUAGAUUGCGGUGGCCAGCAGACCACCGAAUUACCGCGUCGUGUGCCCAUGGACUCGAGUGUGGUAUACUUGGAUGGCAACAACUUUCCAGUGUUGAAGGACCAUGCUUUCAUUGGACGCAAGAAUCUGCGUUCACUCUACGUGAAUGGCAGCCAGGUAGCGCGCAUACAGAACCGCACCUUCGCGGGACUGAUUUCACUGCAGGUUCUACACUUGGAGGAUAAUCUGCUACGAACGCUGCAUGGCAACGAAUUUGAAUUCCUCUUCGCAUUACGCGAGCUCUAUCUACAAAACAACCAGCUGACCUCGCUGGAUAAUAUAACACUUGCCCCACUCGUGUCCCUUGAAGUGCUGCGCAUCGAUGGCAAUCGCCUGGUGACCCUUUCUAUGUGGCAGCUGCAGCAACCACAAUUCAAGCAAAUGCGUACGCUGGCGCUGGGUCGUAAUCAGUGGAGCUGCCGCUGCAAGUUUCUGCAGGAGCUGACGGCCUAUGUUGCUGACAACGCGCAGAUAGUGCAAGACCUGCAGGACAUCUACUGCGUAGACACGGGUGUGAGCGGCAAUAGUGUAUUGCAAAAACGCGAGCUGGACUUUAAUGCCACCGCUGCCUGCACAGAUUACUAUGCUGGUGGCUCCAUGCUGCAACAUGGCAUACCAAAGACUUACAUACCGCUGCUUGCUGCAGCGCUAGCACUCAUCUUUUUGCUCGUGGUGAUCAUCAUAAUUUUUGUUUUUCGUGAAUCAUUACGAAUUUGGCUGUUCGCACACUAUGGCGUACGCGUGUUCGGACCGCGUUGUGAGGAGUCGGAGAAGCUGUACGAUGCCGUGCUGCUGCACUCGGCCAAGGACUCGGAGUUUGUUGCACAACACUUAGUGGCAGAGCUAGAAACUGGGCGCCCACCGUUGCGUGUGUGCCUGCAACACCGCGAUCUAGCGCACGACGCCACACACUAUCAGCUGUUGGAGGCAUCUCGUGUCUCGCGACGCAUAGUCAUACUGCUAUCACGCAACUUUCUACAGACUGAAUGGUCACGCUGCGAGCUGCGACGUGCCGUACACGAUGCGUUGCGGGGGCGACCGCAAAAGCUGGUCAUCAUCGAGGAACCGGAAGUGCUGUUCGAAGCGGAGAGCGACAUUGAACUGCUGCCCUACCUGAAGACGUCCGCAGUGCACCGCAUACGUCGCACCGAUCGACACUUCUGGGAGAAGCUACGUUACGCGCUGCCCGUCGAUUACCCCACCUAUCGUGGUGGCGUCGCCGGUGUACCCGGAAAUAACUACACAUUGGAUCACAACCACGAACGCAUCAAGCAGCCUGCCAGUCCUGGCAUACUCUAUCGUCAAGCGCCACCACCCGCUUACUGCACUGAUGGUGUGGCGGGCGCAGUUGGCGAGCACGGUGGUGGUGGUGGUGGUACCGAACCCACUAACUACUCCUCCGCCACAACAGCGACGCCCAGCCCGCGACCACAACGACGUGAACACGGCGGGGCCGUUGGUGCUACGGCCACGUUGCAUAAUACCAUUGUGGGCACACAUCUGCAUCCCAGCGCAGCGCAAGCGGCAACGCUGGCAGCCGCAGCAGCACAAAGAGGUGCAGAACUGAAUAGCGGUGGAGGCAGCGUUUCUGGCGUAGGAAAUAAUAGCCAGUAUUAUCAUCAUGCCACAGCGCCCAGUCAAACGUACACAAUGCGCCCGCCCUCGGAGCACAUUUACUCCAGUAUCGAUUCGGACUACUCGACGCUGGACAAUGAGAAUAUGCUCAUGAUGCCGCCACCCUCACCCACACCCAAUGGCGUGGCGGGCGUGCAGAGCUUACAGCGAUUUCAACAACAGCACCACCACCAACAACAACAACAACAGCAACAGCAACAGCAGCCGCAUAUGUCACAAACAUGGCGGCCGCAACAACAACAACAGCAGCAGCAUCAACAGCGCAGGGAGGUAGAGACGGCGAGUGGCGUGACGUCAGUAACAGCGGCGAACGGACAGCAGCAGGGGCCGCAUGUGCAGGCGUAUCUAGUGUAGAUGUAGUUGUAAAGCAAAUAGCGGAAUAAAAAUACGACGCACAGCUAAAGAAAUAAUAAUGAUUUAGAUAUUUAUUAAGUAGGAACGUAGCGAGAAGAAUUUGGGACUGGUUCCUGGCACUGAAACUAACACAACAAAAGUGUAAAUGUAAAA